AUGUCAGACACCGGCUCCCCCGCGAACAAGGCUGCCGACGACGCCCCGGCGCCCACAGAACACCUCAACAUCAAAGUCACAGACAACAACAACGAAGUCUUCUUCAAGAUCAAGCGCACAACAGCACUCCGCAAGCUCAUGGACGCCUUCUGCGAGCGCCAGGGCAAGCUGCCGAGCAGUGUGCGGUUUCUGUUUGAUGGGCAGCGCGUCCAGGCGACGGAUACGCCGGAUACGCUCGAGAUGCAAGACGGCGACAUCCUCGAGGUUGUCCAGGAGCAGAUUGGUGGCGGCUGUUGA
This is a messenger RNA of Coniosporium apollinis CBS 100218, 297 nucleotides long. RefSeq lists its product as uncharacterized. Gene Ontology annotation, cellular component: septin ring; nucleus. Bases 1 to 297 code for a protein of 98 amino acids. Lineage: Eukaryota; Fungi; Ascomycota; Dothideomycetes. Gene Ontology annotation, molecular function: protein tag activity; ubiquitin-like protein ligase binding. The record is from RefSeq and is a predicted model, not a curated record. The transcript is spliced from 2 exons. Gene Ontology annotation, biological process: protein sumoylation.